Molecule: messenger RNA, 1844 nt
Organism: Musca vetustissima
Lineage: Eukaryota; Metazoa; Arthropoda; Insecta; Diptera; Muscidae
Gene: mys
Product: integrin beta-PS
Exons: 6
Coding region: 32-1843 (603 amino acids)
Biological process (GO): cell-matrix adhesion; cell migration; cell adhesion mediated by integrin
Cellular component (GO): focal adhesion; integrin complex; cell surface
Molecular function (GO): integrin binding
Source: RefSeq, a predicted model, not a curated record
AUAUAUAAUUGGUAAAACAAAAAAUAUUAGCAUGAUAGAACCAUGUCCAGGCUGUGCUGCACCCUAUGGUUAUAAAAAUGCCAUGCCACUAAGCAGGGACACCUAUCGGUUCUCAACUGAAGUAAAGAAAGCUGCUGUUUCUGGUAAUUUGGAUGCUCCCGAAGGUGGUUUUGAUGCCAUUAUGCAGGCCAUAGCUUGUCGUCAACAAAUCGGUUGGCGUGAACAGGCUCGUCGUUUGUUGGUCUUUUCAACAGAUGCUGGUUUCCAUUAUGCUGGUGAUGGCAAGCUUGGUGGCGUUAUUACACCCAACGAUGGUGAAUGCCAUUUGAACUCCGCUGGUCUCUAUACCCAUUCGGUUAUACAGGAUUAUCCCAGUAUUUCACAAAUCAAUCACAAGGUCAAACAAAAUUCCAUUAACAUCAUUUUCGCCGUUACCCAAAAUCAACAUUCGGUAUAUCAGAAAUUAUCUCAACACAUUGAGGGUUCUUCCAGUGCUGUGCUAUCCAAUGAUUCUUCCAACGUUGUCGAUUUGGUUAGAGAGGAAUACAGCAAAAUCUCUUCUUCCAUUGAAAUGAAAGACAAUGCCACCAGCCACGUAAAGAUCACCUAUCACUCGACCUGUUUGAAUGGUGACACCGAAUUGCCCACCUCGAAAUGUGAUGGCUUGAAAGUUGGUGAUAUUGUCACCUUCAAUGCGAAAAUUAUGGUAACCUCUUGCCCUGCUGAUCCUGCUGAAUGGAAUCAAGUAAUCCAAAUCUAUCCUGUCGGUAUUAAUGAAAGUUUAAUUGUCAACUUGGAAAUGUUGUGCUCAUGUGAUUGUGAAAAGCCCGGUUCAAUUGGUUAUGAAUUGAAUUCACCACAAUGUAAUAAUCAUGGUAAAUUGAUGUGCGGCAUUUGUGAUUGUGAUGAUAUGCACUUUGGUCAUUCGUGUGAAUGUUCGAACAAUGAAAUUCAUCCGGAGAAAAUCAAUGAUUAUGGUUGUCGUGCUGAUAACACCUCGGCUGUGGAUUGUAGCGGACGUGGUACAUGUUUGUGUGGUGUAUGUGAUUGUGAAAAACGUGCUAAUCCUGAGGAAGUGAUUUCGGGACGUUUCUGUGAAUGUGAUAACUUUUCGUGUGAACGUCACGAGCAGCAAUUGUGUUCGGGUCCCGACCAUGGUACAUGUGAAUGCGGUCAGUGUAUCUGCAAACCUGGAUGGUCGGGCAGUGGUUGCAAUUGUAAGACAUCGAAUGAAAGUUGUUAUCCUCCCGGUGGUGGUGAAAUUUGUUCCGGACGUGGUGAAUGUGUAUGCGGUAAAUGCGAAUGUCAAUCGACUAGUGAAGGACGCUAUUCCGGUGAUCAUUGUGAAUAUUGUCCCACAUGUACUGGUCGUUGUCAUGAACUUAAAGAUUGUACCCAAUGUCAAGUAUAUCGUACCGGCCCGCUAAAGGAUGAAGAGGAUUGUCGUACCAACUGUACCCUAUUUACACCGAUUGAAGUUGAAAAAGUCGAAAUUGAUGAAACGAAAAAUGAAUAUUUGUGUAUCUUCUAUGAUGAAUACGAUUGUAAAUUCAAAUUCAAGUAUCGUGAAGAGGAUAACAAAAUUAUUGUCACAGCUCAGACUGAACGUGAAUGUCCACCUAAAGUUUUCAUGUUGGGUAUUGUGUUGGGUGUUAUUGCUGCCAUUGUGUUGGUUGGUUUGGCCAUUUUGCUGCUGUGGAAAUUGUUGACGACAAUUCAUGAUCGUCGUGAAUUUGCUAGAUUUGAAAAGGAACGCAGUAUGGCUAAAUGGGAUGCGGGUGAAAAUCCAAUUUACAAACAAGCCACCUCCACCUUCAAGAAUCCCAUGUAUGCUGGCAAAUAAA